AUGAAAGCUUGUGCAAUAGCCAACGCGAAUGAACACGAAGAAUUUUCCUGGGAGGAUGUAGAAAUAGAAGAUAAAAACAUAGAUUCAGCAUCAAUAUUCGAGCAGGAAUCAGAAUCAACCGAAGAAAGUACAUAUUUAAUUGAAAAUGGUACUGGUCAAACUUUAACGUCUUGUGAGACAUUUUUAAGCGUAAAAGAGGAAAGCAAAUUAGAUUAUCUCGGUGUUUGUUAUGCUCAUUUCAUAUUCGAUCAAUCACAUAUUAAAAGAUAUGAACUAUCGAAAAAGGUUGGAUUUAUCAUCGCCGUUGUUUAUUUUACAAUAAGUGUUUUUUAG
Messenger RNA from Ambispora gerdemannii, 333 nucleotides. The record is from the annotation of a GenBank genome assembly. NCBI's taxonomy places the organism in Eukaryota, Fungi, Glomeromycota, Glomeromycetes, Archaeosporales, Ambisporaceae.